Messenger RNA from Capronia coronata CBS 617.96, 1446 nucleotides. RefSeq lists its product as uncharacterized. Lineage: Eukaryota; Fungi; Ascomycota; Eurotiomycetes; Chaetothyriales; Herpotrichiellaceae. The coding region runs from base 1 to 1446 and encodes 481 amino acids. The record is from RefSeq and is a predicted model, not a curated record. The transcript has 3 exons. Gene Ontology annotation, molecular function: protein binding.
AUGAGACUCGUCCGACAGCCGAUCCUGUUCUACGACAAGCCCAACAAUGUUGUGAGAAGAUACGGAGGUUGGCCAUAUGGCCCGGUAGACUUCGAUUCGGAAGUAUGGUCCUUCGAGGCAGGAUCAACCGUGGUCAACUGGGUGAAUAACACGUCUGGAGAUAUCGACCCUGCGACAAACGGCUUGUCCCUGGACUCUCAGGGCCCUUUUGCCUCUGCCAAUGCCUUCUCCGACUCAACCUUCUUCAACCUCGGUGGAAACAUCAUCGAUCCUGACAGUCUUCCUAAUAUGACCGUUUUAUCGGGUCUGGUGACGCAGGAUUUCUCGUCCACCACGUGGAGCAACCAAUCGACUGAUCUCGCCGACCAGAGCGGAUUCCGUACCCAGGCCCGCGCAGUCCAUGCCCCCAACUUUGGAGACGGCGGCUUUCUGGUUGUGGUAGGGGGAGAAGCUCCGCCUACUGAAGCGUCAGUCUACGAGACGGGCUCCGCCAUGGUCGACAUGUCUGUUAUAACUCUCUACGAUAUUGCCACUGCGACCUGGUUCACUCAAGAAGCUACUGGAGACGUCCCGCCGCCACGGUCAGAGUUCUGUGCUGUUGGAGCGGCCUCCAGUGAUGGUCGGUACUUUGAGCUCUUUGUCUACGGCGGCUCGACAAACAGCACUCUCGACCUCAACCAUGCCGACGAUGAGGGGUAUUUGAACGUCUACGCACUAUCUUUCCCAGCCUUUCGGUGGUUUAAGUCACCCGACUCGACUCCUGUAAGGCGAGCAUGCCAUACCUGUAGCGUCAUCGGCAACCGACAGAUGGUCUCGGUUGGGGGAAGACUGCCGAGUUCUUUGCAGACGCUGGGUCAAGAGAAGGACCCGUGGGCCAGUGGAAUUGGAGUUUUUGACAUGACCGAGUUUGCCUGGGCAGAUCACUAUGAUGCUGCGGCCGAGGCGUAUGAAUCUCCUGAUGUUGUCAAGGAAUACUAUGCCUCCAGCUACCAAGAGCCGUCCUGGGAUCCCAGUUCUCAAGCGCUCGCGUCGAUAUUCGCUUAUACUGCAAACAAGUCCUCCACCGACGCAGGAAACGCGACCUCCCCUGGAAACUCAUCAAUAUCCUCUUCGAACGGCAAUGGAACUCAUACCGCCUCUGACUCGUCAUCAGGUACCAGCCAUACUGGAGCGGUCGCUGGCGGUGUCGUAGGAGGCGUCGUUGGGGUUGCCGCCAUAGUUGGACUGCUAUAUUGGAUGGCGCACCGCAGACACAGCCGCAAAGCCCUCGAUGAGAAGGGGUACGAUCUCGAGCCGGUAACGCCAGUUGAAGCCCCUGCUUCAUCUACCAUCCAUGAAGCAGAGAGCAAGUCCAGGUCUGAACUCGACGGGCUGGCACCCAGACCAACCACGGUCUUCGAGCUGCCUGUGGAUGAUAAUGGGGCGGAGUUGAGGUCAGGCAGAUGA